AUGUGUAAGGAUUGUAAGGUUAUCCCAAGUGAGAAUCUUGCGACCCAGCAUAGACUUCUAGUGAUGGACUUGGGUAUCAAGAAGGGCAAGAAGAGACGGGGUGGGGAGGGUCGUCCUAGAGUUAGGUGGGGUGGACUGACUCCAACUAGUGCUCUAGAGAUAGGGGCGAAGUUGGAAGGGAUGGGAGUUUGGGAGGAUAGCGGGGACGUGGAUAAUGUUAAGAAGAAGGUAGAGACGAAGAAGGCGACUUAUGUUAAGUUGGUGGAGAGUAGGGAUGAAGAGGAAAAACGGGUUAGUAUGGAGGAGUAUAAGUUAGCUAAGAAGGAGGCUAAUUUAGCAGUUUCAACUGCUAAGACAGCAGCUUUUGAGAGUUUAGGUGUUGUGCUAGGGGAGUUGGAGCAUACCGGGGAGUGUCGCGAUUUCGGCUAUUGUCGGCGUUUUAAAGUAGAGGAGGUCAGCGAGGCUAUUCGCAAGAUGCGAAUGGGCAGGGUAACGGGGCCCGACGAGAUUCAGGUGGAUUUUUGGAAGUUUUCUAGCGUGGCUGGGUUAAGGUGGCUGACCAACCUGUUUAACAACAUUUUCAAGUCCGCGAAGAUGCCUGAGGCGUGGAGAUAA
Molecule: messenger RNA, 615 nt
Organism: Capsicum annuum
Lineage: Eukaryota; Viridiplantae; Streptophyta; Magnoliopsida; Solanales; Solanaceae
Exons: 3
Coding region: 1-615 (204 amino acids)
Source: RefSeq, a predicted model, not a curated record